AUGGCGUGGUGGCAACAACUCAGAGAAUCACGACGACAAGCAGGCAAACAACGACACAACUCUUGGGAGCGACUCAACAAGCAUAUGUGGCGCAACUUCCUUCCUUACAAUUAUGACCGCACUCUGUAUAACAAAUUACAGAACUUACGACAAGGAAAUCGGUCCGUUGAGGAAUAUGCGACUGACUUUUUCAACUAUGCUGCACGAGUACCAGCGGCAGAAUCCGAGACUCAGAUGAUAGUGCGGUUUAUUGGAGGUCUCCGUCCGCAACUUCAAAACGCGUUACAGCAAUUCAAACCCUUAUCCGUCUCAGAGGUACAUCAGCGAGCAGCAGCAAUGGAGGUGCAACUUCGUGCGUCUCGGACGUCUAACUCGUCCCGCCCUCGUAGUCAACAAACCUCGUUCAGUGAGGUACAAACAACAAACAAAAUUGAUGGACAGACUACUCAAGCAGACACAAGCAUAACAAAUAAUACGAUAGACACAAGUACGUCUUCGCGACCAGCACGUACCAAUGCCCUUCGGUGUUUUACUUGUGGCAAAAGAGGUCACAUUCAGACCGCUUGCCCAAAGCAGACACGCCGAGGACUGGUGAUCCAGGACGCUGACGAUACUAGUCCACUAUUUGAUGAGUCUGAAUCGGAUCACGAGGACACAGAGGAUGUGAUUCACGGAGAUACCGGUGUUUGUCUGGUUCUUCGACGAAGUUGUCUUCAACCUCAACCAUCACAAGAGUCAUGGCUUCGAUCUAACCUUUUUCGCACAUGUACAAUUCAAGGAAAGAUUUGCAAGUUAAUAAUUGAUUCGGGUAGUUGUUCAAAUGUGAUCGCACAGGAGGCAGUUUGCAAGCUCGGUUUCAAGACGACUCCGCACCCAGCACCAUAUAAGCUAGCAUGGUUGAAUAGCGACACUGAUCUUUUUGUCUCGCGACACUCAUUAGUGGCGUUUUCAAUUGGUACGUACAAGGAAGAAGUAUUGUGUGAUGUCGCGCCUAUGGACGCCUGCCAUCUGCUGCUAGGCAGACCAUGGCAAUAUGAUCGUGAUACCCUCCAUAAGGGACGUACGAACACAUAUAGAUUUACGUUUGGGGAUCGGACAAUCACUCUGCUUCCAUCGAACGAGCAUACUAAAACCUCCACUCCCAGCGUGGAUGAUCAAAACAAGAAGCAACAAGAUCAACCGCCCCAAUCUCUCAUCACAUUACCUAAAGCAGCAUUUGAGGCAGAACUUGACGCGACCACACCCAUGUUUUCCGUAAUCGCGGCGCCAUGUCUCGCUGCUUCAAGAAUGGAGGUUCCAAACGCUUUCACUAACCUACUGUCCGAGUUCCAGGAUGUUUUUCCAACAGAUCUUCCUCAUGAGCUACCACCAUUACGUGAUAUACAACAUCACAUCGACUUGAUGCCAAAUUCAGUUUUGCCAAACCGGCCCUAUUAUCGCAUGAGCCGGCAGGAACACGACGAACUCCGACGUCAAGUGGAGGAGCUGCUUUCAAAAGGCCACGUCCGAGAAAGUUUGAGCCCAACCGCAGUUCCCGCCUUAUUGAUCCCAAAAAAAGAUGGAUCUUGGAGGAUGUGUGUCGAUAGUCGCACAAUUAACAAGAUCACAGUUCGUUACCGUUUUCCUAUCCCGCGACUAGAUGACCUGCUCGAUCAAAUAGGACAUGCGGCCAUCUUCACAAAAUUGGAUCUAAAAAGCGGUUACCAUCAAAUACGGAUACGACCAGGAGAUGAAUGGAAGACAGCAUUCAAGACGCGUGAAGGACUUUUUGAAUGGAUGGUGAUGCCGUUUGGUUUAUCUAACGCACCUAGCACAUUCAUGAGAGUCAUGAAUCAGGCGUUACGCCCUUUCAUUGGCAAAUUCGUCGUCGUUUACUUCGACGAUAUCUUGGUGUUUAGUGCUUCCCUUCAAAGUCACUUGACGCACCUCAAAGAAGUCUUAACAGUACUACGGCGUGAUAAGCUCUUUGCUGCCCGGCAGAAGUGUGUUUUCGGGGCUUCCGAGGUUCUGUUUUUAGGCUACAUCGUCUCCACUCGUGGACUGGAAGUUGAUCCAAGCAAAGUCGAAUCUAUUAAAACUUGGCCGACCCCAACUACUAUCAGCACAGUUUGGAGUUUUCAUGGUCUCACUUCUUUUUAUAGACGCUUUAUUCACCACUUCAGCAGCAUAACGGCGCCAUUAACUGAUUGUAUGCGCGGAACAAGCUUCUCGUGGACACCUGCAGCUGACGUCGCGUUCAACACAAUUAAGGAGAAACUCACGACGGCUCCGAUAUUGGUCCUCCCUGACUUCACUCUUGUUUUUGAGUUGCAUUGUGACGCAUGUAAACUCAGAAUUAGAGCUGUUCUCAGCCAGCAAAGUCGACCCGUGGCAUUUUUAGCGAAAAAAUAG
Molecule: messenger RNA, 2391 nt
Organism: Brassica oleracea var. oleracea
Lineage: Eukaryota; Viridiplantae; Streptophyta; Magnoliopsida; Brassicales; Brassicaceae
Exons: 1
Coding region: 1-2391 (796 amino acids)
Molecular function (GO): nucleic acid binding; zinc ion binding
Source: RefSeq, a predicted model, not a curated record